AUGGGAGUGCGCCCUUGUGACAUCUCACGACAACUACUGGUCUCGCAUGGCUGCGUUUCGAAAAUCUUGACCCGUUUCUACGAGACGGGCUCCAUCAAACCCGGGUCCAUUGGAGGAAGUAAGCCUAAGCAAGUUGCGACACCUCAUGUUGUUCGAAAGAUACUGCGAUAUAAACAGGAGAAUCCAUCAAUCUUUGCGUGGGAAAUACGCGACUUGUUACGAAGCCAAAGAGUCUGUGAUGAGCAAUCCAUUCCGAGUGUCUCUUCUAUCAACCGGAUUCUCAGGAACAGUGGCCACGUGGUCUUGGAGGACACUGUACCGACAAAUGGAAGCUCUUCCUCAAGCUUAAGUCCAGUCUCGAACUGCUACCCCACCCCUUACCUGCUCCCAGAAUCUCCUCUGCUGUCCAACGCAUCCACAACUAUCACAACCACUCUCAGCAGGCGAGUGGGCAACGAACUUCUAAGGAGCAGCAGCAAUGGAUCCGAAUCUUCGAAACCCGGUCCAUCGAGAGCGGUGGCCAGAUCUUCCACCAGCAUCUCCAUCAUUGACAAAACGAGUUCCUCACAGACGGAGACCAAAAGCUCCGGUGGUUACUCGAUAGAAGAACUGCUGAAACCAACGAGGGGGAAGAUGAAGAGGAAGGAAUCGGAGUCUGAUGAUGAUUAUGAUUCAGAGACAAAAACAACAAAUAAUCAACCAGUAACGAAAUCGGCCAGACUUCAAAUUCCAGAAGUGCUUUCAGGGGAUCUGAACUCUACUCUCCUAUCUAGGCCCUAUCUUCUCAACGCUGGUAGCUCUCCACUCCACUGCUGGGCUCCGAAUAACGGCGGAUCUGGACUCUCAGCUUUUUCUCUUCCCCGCUUUGUACCUGGUGUCAUGACCUUUCCUUGCCCAUACUUCCCGACUCCAGCUUUGCCACAUACGCCGAGCCUAUACUCCUCUGUCUACAGCGUUAGAAAAGAUUUCGCUCAUAAAUAG
This is a messenger RNA of Uloborus diversus, 981 nucleotides long. RefSeq names its product paired box pox-neuro protein-like. Gene Ontology annotation, molecular function: RNA polymerase II cis-regulatory region sequence-specific DNA binding; DNA-binding transcription factor activity, RNA polymerase II-specific. Gene Ontology annotation, biological process: regulation of transcription by RNA polymerase II; anatomical structure development. Lineage: Eukaryota; Metazoa; Arthropoda; Arachnida; Araneae; Uloboridae. The record is from RefSeq and is a predicted model, not a curated record. The coding region runs from base 1 to 981 and encodes 326 amino acids. The transcript is spliced from 4 exons.